UUGGGUGUCAUCCGUGGGUGCCAUGUGCGAUGUUUGGGACGACCUUGCUGGGUUGCCUUGUGGUGGCAUCAACCCAAAGCAUCGAAUGGUAUUCGCAAUGGUCAGGUGCACUGACCAGGGCCUUGCACCACAUGGAGCAAGGCUCCGAUUUUGGGGUCGUCCAGUGGAUCGAGCAGACCAUGGAGGUCCUACAAGCACAAGCCUUUGCAUGUUGGAGUCACGGUGGUCGUUACUGGGAGACGGAUUUGACGAGUACGGCCUACUUCCAGUCUUUGCAGAUCGAUUUCGAGGAGGACGACUGCGACGGCUGUCUAGGGCUGAUCGUGGAGCGGCUGCAGCGGCUGCCGGAGCAUCUCAUCGGGGGCCUCUGUGCGCCUCAGAGCUGGGAAGAGGAGGAGGUGCGAAGCAAGGCGAUGCCGCAGUUCCUCUCGCGCAGCUUGCAGUUCGACUUCCAACUGCCCGUGCCGGCGAGGGAGGACUUACAGGUGGUGGAGCUUUCUCAUUGGUCUCAGCUGAAGCUGGAUUUUGUGGUGGCUGGCUUGGACAGUUGCGGCACCAAUACAGUGACUUACGGCCUGGCUCAGGCGGACGAGAUUUCCUUCACCAUGGAGGAUGAGGAUCCCUUCUUCUUCCGCCACGAUUCCCUCUUGCCGUACCGCCACGAGGUGGAGAGCUUUAACUUCCAGUGGCUUCGCAAGGCCCGUGCGCGCCCAGCAGCCCGGCCCAGCGGCCAGCAGCUGUGUGGUCUGAGACACCCAGGGCUCUUUCACUCACAUCGGGUGCGCUUGGCGUUGGCAUCAAUACCCAGGCUCAAGAUGAUUCUUGUUCUUUGUGAUCCGCUCAGCAGGUUCGAAAAGAGGUUCUGGUUGCAGAAUCAGUGCCAGGUCAACGUGCAUGCCAUCCCUCGUGAGGGUCGCUGUUUCUGGAGCGCCAAAGCUGCGCUUGAGGAACCACAUCUGCUACAGCAGGUGGCUUUCAGCCGACACCUGGCACAGCUGCAACGGCUCAUGGGACCCCACACCUUGCGCGCGGUGCAUCAGGCUUCUUUCCGCCAAAGCUUCGCGGAGGCUUUUCAGCGCUUGGUGGAGUUUCUGGGAGUGCAGAGGCUUGUGCCCUUCAAGCCUCAUCGUCACAAUCACCACGGGGGUCAUCGAUCAGAUCUGUGCCGCAAUGCCUCCUUGGUCUCAGAUUUGCAAGCGCUCCUCAGCUCCGAAUAUCGCGCCGUCGAGGAGCUGCUCCAAAGUCAUGGUGGGGGCGCCGCCUUGCCCGAGGAGCUCCUGUUGCGUCGCACGCGUUGCGACCGGCCCGAGGUUCCUUUUUGUACUUGGGAUUUCUCCCCAAGUGGCCAAUUCAAUAGGUAGAAUGAUGAUAAACCAUGGGAAUUU
Molecule: messenger RNA, 1385 nt
Organism: Cladocopium goreaui
Lineage: Eukaryota; Dinophyceae; Suessiales; Symbiodiniaceae
Source: the annotation of a GenBank genome assembly